Messenger RNA from Propithecus coquereli (Coquerel's sifaka), 1181 nucleotides. RefSeq names its product gem (nuclear organelle) associated protein 7 (gene GEMIN7). Gene Ontology annotation, cellular component: SMN-Sm protein complex. The record is from RefSeq and is a predicted model, not a curated record. Gene Ontology annotation, molecular function: RNA binding. Bases 375 to 770 code for a protein of 131 amino acids. Gene Ontology annotation, biological process: spliceosomal snRNP assembly. The transcript has 3 exons. NCBI's taxonomy places the organism in Eukaryota, Metazoa, Chordata, Mammalia, Primates, Indriidae.
CGAGCCUCUGCAGCGGGGGCGCAGGCGGAAGUGGGGGCGCCAGCAGCCGCGGAGCUUGUGUUCUAGGAGCUGGGGAAUCCAGCAGCGGGAGAAGCCAGGCGGCGACCUUGAAGCCAGCCGACUGAGGGAAAGGAGAUACAGGCAGACACGGGGACUGGCAAGUGCAAGAGCCCAGGAAGGGACUGCCAGCCAUCGCGCCCGCGGACCAGCGCGGAGGCCAGCGUGGCCUGGGGAAGAGAGCAAGCGUGGGGCUCCACGAGGGUGCUGGCAGGAUCCAGAGCCUUCCGGGCCUUCAAGGCUGUGGUGAGGACUUUGGUUUUGCCUCUGAGCAAAACAGAAGCCUCAAGAGCGCUCUGAACAGAGGAGCCAGGACAAUGCAGACUGCCCUGACCAUUCCUGUGCCUGUGCUCCGGCUCCCCCGGGGCCCUGAUGGCUUGAGCCGCGGCUUUGCCCCCGAUGGACGCAGGGCCCCCCUGAAGCCCGAGGUUUCAGGAAUCCAGGAUUGUCCCAUAGAUCAAGAAUCUCCGGAGUCCCAGGAACAGCGGGCCCGAGCCACCCUUCGGGAGCGCUACCUCCGCAGCCUGCUGGCCAUGGUGGGUCGUCAGGUGAGCUUCACGCUGCACGAGGGUGUGCAUGUGGCUGCCCACUUUGGAGCCACCGACCUGGACGUGGCCAACUUCUACGUGUCACAGCUGCAGACUCCCAUAGGCGUGCAGGCUGAGGCGCUGCUCCGAUGUAGUGACAUUAUUUCAUACACCUUCAAGCCAUAAAGACAUUAUUGUGUUCACCUGUCUGCCUGAGGCUUAGCCACUGUAUCCCACGCCUCCAAAUGUUCCUGAGCCAGGAACUCUGGGCCCCCUAGAGUUCCGAGCUCCCCUGGAAUUUUGGGCCAGGCUCCAAGCAACUGUGGAUUCCUGAGACCUCCAGGAUCUAGUCAGUAAAAUUCUGCAACCCUAGGAAUUCUAGAUCCUGUUGAAAGGAAUGCUCUACCUCACAGAACUCUGAACUCUACAGAAAUAUGGGCCUGAUGCCAUUUCCUGAAGACUGGGGUGUGGCGGCGGGAGAAUGAGGGAAGGCAAAUUGCAGAGAAGUUGUUUAUUGACGAGAUUGCAAAAUUCAACCACCCUGAAGAUACUCCCCAAUGUUCCCCUCCUGCUAAAGAAUCAAUUAUCCCAGGAAAA